Nycticebus coucang (slow loris) is the source of this 2321-nucleotide messenger RNA. It is a transcript of the gene HS3ST2, whose product is annotated as heparan sulfate-glucosamine 3-sulfotransferase 2. The coding region runs from base 463 to 1566 and encodes 367 amino acids. Lineage: Eukaryota; Metazoa; Chordata; Mammalia; Primates; Lorisidae. Gene Ontology annotation, molecular function: [heparan sulfate]-glucosamine 3-sulfotransferase activity. The transcript has 2 exons. The record is from RefSeq and is a predicted model, not a curated record.
GGCAUUUCCCGAGGAGCCAGAGCGCAGCCGGCGCCAGCGCCAGCGCCAGCGCCACCGUCCGGCUCACCCGCCAGCCGGCACAGCCACGCCGCCGCCGAGCGUUCCGUGCGCGGCGCUCCGAGGAGCAGGAAUGGGGCUUCGGGCGCUGGGCGCGCUCCGACCCGCGCGCACGUAGUAGCCGAGGAGUGCCAGGAGCCGCCCCGCUGCCCGGAGCCCCGCCGCCCACGACUGGGAGAUGUCAGAAAUGCAGUCUCCUGUUCUCCGAGGAACGACCGCUCCCGGGAUCCCAGGACAGGGUUCGCGCCCGGGUCAGCAGCGUCCGGAGAAGACGGUGCCCCCUACGCCCGACCCGCGCGGCCGGGGCAGCGCCGCGCGAGCCCUCUAGGCGACCGCAGGGCCAUACCAGCUCCGCCGCCAGUGCCCCCUCGGAAACCAUGACCCCCGGCGCGGGCCCAUGGAGCCAUGGCCUAUAGGGUCCUGGGUCGCGCUGGGCCAACUCAGCCGCGGAGGGCGCGCAGGCUGCUCUUCGCCUUCACGCUGUCGCUGUCCUGCACCUACCUGUGUUACAGCUUCCUGUGCUGCUGCGACGACCUCGGCCGGAGCCGCCUCCUAGGCGCGCCUCGCUGCCUCCGUGGCCCCAGCGCGGGCGGCCAGAAACUUCUCCAGAAGUCCCGCCCCUGCGACCCCCCCGGGCCGACGCCCAGCGAGCCCAGCGCUCCCAGCGCGCCCGCCGCCGCCGCGCCAGCCCAGCGCCUCUCGGGCUCCAACCACUCCGGCUCGCCCAAGCUGGGCACCAAGCGGCUGCCCCAAGCCCUCAUCGUGGGCGUGAAGAAGGGUGGUACCCGGGCUGUGCUGGAGUUCAUCCGCGUGCACCCGGACGUGCGGGCCUUGGGCACGGAGCCCCACUUCUUCGACAGAAACUACGGCCGCGGGCUGGACUGGUACAGGAGCCUGAUGCCCAGGACCCUGGAGAGCCAGAUCACGCUGGAAAAGACACCCAGCUACUUCGUGACUCAAGAGGCCCCGCGAAGGAUCUUCAACAUGUCCCGAGACACCAAGCUGAUUGUGGUUGUGCGCAACCCAGUGACGCGCGCCAUCUCCGAUUACACCCAGACACUUUCCAAGAAGCCCGACAUCCCCACCUUCGAGGGCUUGUCCUUCCGCAACCGCAGCCUGGGCCUGGUGGACGUGUCGUGGAACGCCAUCCGCAUCGGCAUGUACGCACUGCAUCUGGAGAGCUGGCUGCGCUACUUCCCGCUGGCCCAGAUCCACUUCGUCAGCGGCGAGCGGCUCAUCACCGACCCCGCCGGCGAGAUGGGGCGCGUCCAGGACUUCCUGGGCAUCAAGAGAUUCAUCACAGACAAGCACUUCUACUUCAACAAGACCAAAGGCUUCCCUUGCUUGAAAAAAACACAAUCGAGCCUCCUGCCUCGAUGCCUGGGCAAAUCCAAAGGUAGAACUCACGUGCAGAUCGAUCCCGAGGUGAUAGACCAGCUCCGGGAAUUUUAUAGACCUUAUAAUAUUAAAUUUUAUGAAACUGUCGGGCAGGACUUCAGGUGGGAAUAAGCCACCCAGAGGCAAGGGCUCUUCUGCUCAUCUGGUCCUUGAGGUUUGCUCGCAGAGCCUUCCCCCCAUUAGCUGAGAUUCCAGCCCUCUCUCCCAUCUUGAAUUCUCAUCAUCUUGAAACCCAGGAGCCCAACUAACACCCAGAGACCAGGGGGUCCCUGCCUCCAGCUCUCACCAGUCUGUCCAGGCAAAGUUGAUCUGCUUCUGGCUCAUCUACUCAAUUCCAGAAUCGUUAUCCCUUCUGCCUAUAAAGUUCCUUGGGGAACUGCGCUGAAAAGAGUGGAUCUUCCAGUGAUAUGAGAUUUGUAAGUGGUGAUGGUUCUGUUGUUAUGAACACAGCAGUGGGCCUCUGUCACUGUCCACUCGGGAGUGACCUUUUUAAUCCCCAGUGGCAUGUACCUUCCCUCUGAGCUUCCCCCCACCCCACCCCAAGACGCCUGGGGGGUAGCAGGAGAGAUCAUCCUCAGUCCUCCUCAGAAUUUAUCAACUCAUCAUGAGAUUGCAUCGCUGGCAGCAGCCCCUGGCCACUCCUGGGAGACAGACCUUUUGAUGACAAAAUAAAGCUGCAGAGCCUGUGGUUUCAACUGUACUUGAAGGAUACUAUCCCUGAAACCACAUUGUGACUCUGCUCCCUGUGGACAAAAGCACAUAAUUCUGCUGUUACGGGUACUUAGCUCACAUGAGCUUUCGUGUUCAGCAUGCGACGGAAUCAUGCUUGUCCAUGUGAAAUAAAUAUUGCUCUCUUGUGUCCUUAA